This is a messenger RNA of Rosa chinensis, 567 nucleotides long. RefSeq names its product putative F-box/FBD/LRR-repeat protein At4g13965. The record is from RefSeq and is a predicted model, not a curated record. NCBI's taxonomy places the organism in Eukaryota, Viridiplantae, Streptophyta, Magnoliopsida, Rosales, Rosaceae. Gene Ontology annotation, molecular function: protein binding. The coding region runs from base 1 to 567 and encodes 188 amino acids. The transcript has a single exon.
AUGGAUACCAAUUCUCGGAUAGUUAAACCCGAAAAACAAAAGUUGGAUGGAGGAGAAGAGAUUGAAGGAGGCAGCAAGAGUUUUGGCUAUUUACCUGAGGAACUUAUUAAAUACAUUCUGUCCUUGCUUCCAACAGAAGAUCUUAUCAAAACAAGCGUUUUGUGUAAAAAGUGGGAGUACCUAUGGACAUCGUUUUCCAAGUUUAGUUUUGUUCAAGGGUCGUCUGAUGAUAAUAGAUCUUCUUUCUUGAAAGCUGUGGAUAGAGCACUUAUUCUUCGGGAUGCAGAUAUAGAACAGUUCAGUCUUUCGUUUACAGUGAAGAAGGGUGAUGCAUCUCGUGUUAGUUCGUGGACUUCUGGCUUAGUCUGGCGCAACGUUGAAAAGCUUUCUCUUGCUCUUGAUGGGGCUAGGUCAACAUUUUCGUUGGCUCCGUGUUUAUUUACUUGUGCGACACUGAGGGACUUAGAACUAUAUAUCCCUAGUAAAUUGAAAGUUCCUGCUACUGUUUGUUUCCCAUGUCUAAGGAGAUUGUCUCUGAACUCUGUGGUGUUUACUGAUGACUAUUAA